This is a messenger RNA of Anoplophora glabripennis (Asian longhorned beetle), 385 nucleotides long. RefSeq lists its product as uncharacterized. NCBI's taxonomy places the organism in Eukaryota, Metazoa, Arthropoda, Insecta, Coleoptera, Cerambycidae. Bases 29 to 319 code for a protein of 96 amino acids. The transcript is spliced from 2 exons. The record is from RefSeq and is a predicted model, not a curated record.
CCCACAGAGGUUCAAACAAAUUACAACCAUGUACAAAUUCGUAGCCAUCUUCGCUCUUGCCAUUGCCUGCGCCUCUGCUGCAGCUGACCCAAAGCCAGGCAUACUAGCCGCUGCACCCCUAGCGGUUGCCCCCGGUGUCGCGCCAGCCGUCGUAACCGCUACCAGCUCGCAAUCCUUCAUUCGUAACGCAGUAGCCGCUCCCCUCGUAGCUGCUCCUGGCUUAGCCGCCCCUUACUUAGCUUCACCCUAUGUAGCAUCGCCCUACUUGGCUUCACCUUAUCUGGCUUCCCCAUACGCCUCCCCAAUCGUCGCCCUUUAAAUGUAUUUGUACGAUUUCAAUGAAAUGUUCGUAAAUAAAUAAUAAAACUAUAAACUGAAUAUAUUA